AUGGCAGAAACCACAGAGGAAUUGAACGAGUUCUUCGCUGCGCCAUCAUCGGAGCUGAGGCCAGAAGUAUUGGGAGAACUCCAGUCCAUCUUACGGCUAUACUCGAUAUCCCCGCAGGAUCUCUUCUACAAAUGGGAGUCCUACAGUCUGAAGAUGGGAGCGGAGGACACAAGGCUAGAUCUAAAGACGGCGAGGAAUUUUAAGAAAGACAUACAAGACACUCUGGAGAGGGAGUCUCGAGGCAAAGCUCAUACGCGUGGGCAAGAGAAGAGAGGAGUCGGUGCUACACCUCGCGCUGCGGGCUCUUCUGAUGUUUUUGGGAUGCUUGACAACCUCAUACCGAACACGCCCGCUUCGAGGGCGGUCAACGGCAGCGCUGCCAAAAGAAAAUCCAACUUCGAGACACCUCUGGCAAAGGCUAGUAAGAAAGACAUCCGAAGUUCUCCUGGAGGACAUCAAACCCCUGAUACCGUAAAGGCCGCGGAUGCAGCACCCGUGACCUCCUUUGCCGAUCGAGCGAACGCCGGCCAAACAAUCGAAACACUCAAUGCCCAUAUCGAACUCCCACCUCCCUCCUUAAAUGGCCCCACAGAACCCCGCAUCAAAUUCAAAGCCAACACGGAGCUCACCAAAUUCGCCUACAAAACCUCCGCCAUGAAGCUGUCCGAAGCGUCCGAGAUCCUCGACGACCGCAUCGACGGGUUCCUGUCCCUCGUCCAACUCCACCACCAACUCGAAGACACCGCCUUCGGCAACCCCGCUGCCCAAAGUACGAGCGAGAUCAUAGCCGUCGGCCGCAUCGCCAGCGACACCGCAGAAGGGCGGCUCAACGCAGCCAGCCUGGUACUUGAAACCAGCAGACGCACCGGGGCCGGUUUGCGAGUACCCCUAAAAGUAGAGCAACUGCCCAGCUACGAGUUCUUCCCCGGCAAGAUCGUCGCGCUGCGCGGCAGCAACGCGAACGGCGACUACUUCACCGUCUCCGAAGAACUCAGCAUCCCGCUUCUCCCGCCCGCGGCCUCCUUCCCCGCCGAGCUGGACGCCUAUAACGCGCGCCUCGCCCCCACCACCUCUGCCGCCGACGACGACGAGGCCGCCGCAUCCACCUUCCCACGCCCCCUGACAGUCCUCAUAGCCUCUGGUCCCUACACCCCCGCCACAACCCUCGACUUCUCCGCCCUCACAGCCCUCCUCUCCACAGCCGCCUCCACAAAACCAGACGCCCUGAUCCUCUACGGCCCCUUCCUCGACGCCGAGCACCCGGCCGUCAUAAGCGGCGUCCUCGACCUCCCGGCCUCCUUCCCCAUCCAGCCGGACCAAGCAACCCUAACAGACGUCUUCCGGUACCACAUCUCGCUCCCCCUGUCCCAACUCCUCCAAUCCUCCCCCUCCACCAAUAUCAUCCUGGUGCCUGGUGUCAGAGAUGCAGUAGCCCGCCACGCCGCCUUCCCGCAAAACAAACUCGACAGGAAGGAGCUCGGCUUGCCGCGGGGCGUGCAGUGCGUCACGAACCCCGUCACCCUGAGCCUGAACGAGAGCGUCUGGGGUUUCAGCAGCCUCGAUGUCCUGGAUAUGGUGCGCAGGGAAGAAGUCGUGGGCGGGGCGGCGAAGGCGGAGAAUCUGUUUGUGAGGGCUGUGAGGGGGGUGGUGGCGCAGAGGAGUUACUGUCCUGUGUUUCCGCCUACGGCGAGGGAGGAUGGGGAGGAUGGGGAAGAGGGAAAGUGGUUGCCCAUGGGCGCGAUGCUGGAUACGAGUUAUUUGAAGCUGGCCGAGUGGUUGAAUGUUAGGCCGGAUGUGCUGGUUUUGCCGUCGGUGCUUACGCCGUUUGCGAAGGUGGUUGAAAGUGUUCUGACGAUUAAUCCUGGCACACUGAGCAAGAAGAGGGGGCCGGGUACGUAUGCGCGCGUUACGGUCUUACCGGCUGCUGUCAGUGAUGAGGAGAGGGAGAAGGGUGAGGUGUUGGGGCACAAGAUGUUUGAGAGGUGUCGGGUCGAUAUUGUAAGGAUAUAA
Molecule: messenger RNA, 2010 nt
Organism: Coniosporium apollinis CBS 100218
Lineage: Eukaryota; Fungi; Ascomycota; Dothideomycetes
Exons: 5
Coding region: 1-2010 (669 amino acids)
Biological process (GO): DNA replication initiation; DNA replication
Cellular component (GO): alpha DNA polymerase:primase complex
Molecular function (GO): DNA binding
Source: RefSeq, a predicted model, not a curated record